ACACAAUCAUUAUUGUUUUUAGUUGAACAUGGAUGAUAAUGAUGACGAAUUUGAUAUUGAAAUGGAAUUGGAUACGGAUAUGGAUCUUAUCCUUGCUGCUAUGGAUAAGGUAGAAGAAACACAAGCAAAAUCUUUGAAUCUCAACAACAAUAAACGCGGAGAAACUUCUGCCAUUCUUCAAGAUAAUAAUGAUAUUAGCGACGAAGAUAUGGACGAUGACUUUGGAGCUAUUGAUGUGGAUGCUUUGGUGCAAGCUGCUGAAACAGUCGAAAAACAAAAGGCAACUGGAAACAAAAAGGGUACCAACUCACAAUCAUCUCUUGCAACGUACUUUACGCGACCUUUUUCAACAAGUAAUAUUCAGGGAACAACAACAAUGGCUGGACCAAGUAGAUCAAACAAUAGAACGACAAACAAUGAUACCAAUGAAUCUUCUGAAGGAUCGAAUUCAAGAAUAACUUUUGGAUUACCGGACGAUAUGAGAGAUCCAAUUCCACCUCCACCUCCACCAACAAGUGUACGAACAUAUCACCCUUUUGACAGAACAAACAUCACUACUUGGAUUUAUCCUACCAACAAUCAGAUGCGUGGAUACCAAUUCAACAUUGUCAGAAAAGCACUCUUUAGCAAUACUUUGGUAUCAAUUCCUACUGGCUUGGGAAAGACUUUUAUUGCUGCUGUUAUUAUGUACAACUAUUAUCGAUGGUUUCCCAAUUCAAUCAUUAUCUUUUUAGCACCAACAAGACCACUAGUAGAACAACAAGUCAAAGCAUGUCAUGAUGUAUGUGGAAUCCCUCAGAAAGAUGUAGUCAUGAUGGUUGGAUCAGUAGGAAAAAACAAGCGACCGGAACAAUGGGCAAAAGGACGUGUAUUCUUUUGUACACCUCAGGUAGUUGACAAUGAUCUUUCAAAUGGAAUCUGUCCUGCGCACAAAGUAUCCUUAGUAGUGAUUGACGAAGCUCAUCGUGCAACUGGCAAUUAUGCAUAUACCAACGUGAUUGAAAAACUAGGGCGUAUUCAUUCACAUUUUCGUGUCCUCGCACUCUCAGCUACUCCUGGUUCAGCAAUCGACAAGGUACAGGCGGUGGUGACUAAUCUACGUAUCAAUAACAUUGAAGUCAGAACUGAAGAAUCUAUGGAUGUGCAAGAAUUCUCUUUUGGAAAGCGUGUUCAAACGGUGGUUAUCAAAUUGGCAUAUACGGCUGGGGCUACUGGAAUUGUACCACGGACGGCGGAUUUCUUUUGUCAACAAUUUUUUCGACCAGUUUUGGAUCGUUUACACAAAUACAAGGCUAUUUAUGAUCCCUCUCCUGAUGCAUGUAGUCAUUUCAUGCUCAUGUCAGAACGAAAACGAUAUCAAAUCAACGCUAAAAACGUUACUCCUGCGGUGAAAGCGAUGGUCUAUCUUGAUUUCAUAUUAGCUGAAAAUCUUAGUCGUGCUUAUGAAGGCCUUUGUGUUUAUGGUGUAGCUACUUUUGUGGAUAUUAUGGAUCGACUCUUUCAAGAUAUACGCUCGAAAAUUGACAAUGGAAAAAACAUACCCAAGGAACAUUACAAGCUUCUGAAUCAUUUUGGAUUGAAUCAGCAACUAGAUCGAUUACGCCAGGAAAUGGAACGAUCAGAAUUCAUUGGACACCCAAAAUUGGAAAAACUACUCGAUAUCAUACUUCAUCAUCUGAAUCAAUCUCAACAACAACAUGAAAACAACAAUGAAAGUAACACUUCUUCAACCAGGAUUAUUGUAUUUUCAAGUCUACGCAUAUCAGUCAAAAUGAUUGUCGAUUUUUUAUCCAUCCAUGAACCAAUGAUAAGGUGUACACAAUUUGUUGGUCAAGCUGACGAUGCAAACGGGAUGAAAGGAAUGAAUCAACGUGAUCAACAACAGGCAAUCGAGCGGUUCAAGAAAGGUGAAAUUAACGUGAUGGUUGCUACUAGUAUUGGUGAAGAAGGUCUUGAUAUUGGUGAAGUCGAUUUGAUUAUUUGUUAUGAUUCUCAAAGCUCCUCUAUUCGAUUGCUUCAACGGAUGGGACGAACAGGUCGAAGAAGAAAAGGUCAUUGUGUUAUGCUUAUGACCGAACAAGAAGAACGAAAAUUCAACAAGGCAAAUGAAAAAUAUAAGUACAUUCAAAAUGCUAUUACAAAGCAUGGUGUCAUUCAAUGUUUUCCUUCCAACCCAUCAAUCAUUCCUGACAAUUACCAACCAGUAUUACAACGAAAACAUCUCACUAUCACUAAUUAUCUGUCAAAUCUUGUUACUGGAAAGAAAAGGCGUCGUCAAGGUGACAAGUUCUCAUCAUUCAAAAAGGACGGUACCCUAACUGAAGAAGGUCUUGAAACAUUUUUGGCUUCUUUUCCCAAUGGCGGUUGCUCUUCCAUUCAUCAAGCUCAUGGUCAAUUCUGGCCAGCAGUCUCAGUUUUGAAACAUGCAAGUAAAUACCUCUCACUUCAAAAGCAUCGAACUCCAAUAAAACGUGUGGGUCAUUCUCAUAGAACAGCACAAUUUAUCGAAUUGAUACGGAAAAUGGAGCAUCAAAUUUUAUACGGCAAUGAUGAAGACAAACAAGAAGAAGAAAUGUUAAACUCAUCUGAUCAUACUGGUUUUCCUGCUAUUGUCAUCAGCACACCAGAUCAAUCAAACGUAUUGAAAAUGCCAAGACGAAGAAAUAUGACCAGUGAUACUGAAUCUGAUCAAGCAAAUCAACGACAACAAUCCAACAUGUUCAACAUACCUCAACGAAGAAAACCAACUGACUCUGACAACAGUGAUACAUCCAACCUACUAAAUCAGCAAAAUCAUCAUCUCCAGGAUAGUACUGAUCUCACUUUGGACGACGACAAUAUGCAACUAUUGACGAAAGGCAUACAUUCAGAAGAUUCUGUGAAUGAUGGUGAUAAUCCGGACCACUUUUUGGAAGAGGUAGAUGAAUAUUCAAGUAUGAUGGGGCCAUUGAUUACAAAGGGUGUUAUGGGCGGCGACGAUGAUGAUGGAUAUGACAUUGGCGGAUUCUCGUACGAUUUUGAUAGCAACACUACGACAAACGUUCCAUAUUCUUCAUCUCAUAACAACGACAGCAACAACGUCAUACUUUCUGAUGUAGCACCAUUCCACUCAGCAAAAUCUGAUCAACAAAAAACUGACAAGAACACAAAUGCAUCUACUAUUCCUAUGGAAUCACCAACUAGGAUCGCUGACAAAGGUGAUGAUGACGAUGAUGAUGAUGACGAUGAAUUUGGGAGUUUUGAUAUGGAUCUAUGGGAUGAAGUGAAUGAAGAUAUGUUGAUCGCGAAAAACAAAGUGGAUGGCGGAUCUGAUUACAAACACUGUAUGGCAACUUUGCAGUUCAACUUACCAACACCUGAAGUACCUAACGACCUGGUCACUGCUUCAACAUUUCUUUUUGAUGAUGAUCUGCCCCCUUUAGUAUCUGUGAUUGAACAUGAUGAUCCAACAACAAUGGCAACAACAUUUUUACGUGAUUUUACAUGGUCAUCGACACAACCAAUAUUCAGUGAAAAAGCUCGACAGCUCCUAUGGAAAAGGAUAGGAAACACCAGUAACCGUUGGCUCUCAGUUAUCAAGGAUGAUGGAAAUGACUUCUCAAUGAUUGGAACUUCACCUUUUUCGGAAACAAUGUCGUCACACAUAUUGAAUUUGGACCAACCUGAAUUAGACGAUGAUUUUGUUAUGGAUGAUUUUGGAAAUAAGACGAUCGACUUGAUGUCACAGGAUGAAAGACAAGCCUUAAAGUCUCCACAACAUGAUGAUGACCAGAACAAUGAAAUACCACAACAUCAGGAAAAUCUUACUGCCCAGUCAAAUAUUGUAAAUACACUUAUGGACCCAGUUCCGAAUAAUCAUGUACAUAUACCUCAUCAAGACGAAGCAAUAUCAAACAAAGUAUUGACUACUGUGUCUAAUAUUCCAGCAGAAAAAGAACAACAAGAAGAAGAUGAAGCAUUCGAAAUGCACGAUGACAACGUUUAUUCAUGGGAAAUCAACGAUGAUAUGCUCGAUCGUUCAACACUGCAACAUGAACAUAACAAAAAGAAGGAUCAGCUUUCACCCUCGACAUCAUCACCGAUAUUGAUAUCUGAUACAACACCACAACAAGCACAUCAAGAAGAAAAUGAUAAGAUCAAAGAUUCACCUUCUCAUCUUCUAAAUGACACUCCACAACGAUCUUUGUUGACAAAUACUCCCAAUGAAUGCCGAAUACCAAAAAGCUCUGAUCGAGAAAGCGAAUGUUCACCAAUUCUACAACGAAAACGAUCACGACGAAAACUUGUUAUCCAGGAUACGGAUGAUGAAGAUGGGUUCAAUAGACGACAUCAGAAUAACGAAGAUGAUAACGACGACAAUGACGAUGAUAACCUAGAUUUAUCAAUGAACAGUAUCUCACCUGCCGAUAAUGAACGCAACGAAGAACAACACACGGUUUCAGAUCAUGUUAUUAGGCGUAAGGCACGGCAACCAACAUCAAGAUCAAAGGACUGGACAGCAAAUCCAUUUUUGGAUGUGGAGGCGGCAAGAAGCGAUGAUGGAGAGGAUACCGAUGACGAAGACGACAGCCGGGUGGAAAACCAAAGCAUGAUGAACUCAUUUAUUUAUGAUGGAAGCUCAGAAUUAGGACCAGACGGAUCAAUGGUUCUUCAGCAGAACGGAGGACAAACUGAUCAAUUCUACUGUAAAAAAACCGACAUGUCGAUGUAUCGUACCAGUCUUCUUCAACAGGAUGUGGCAAUGGCACAUGGAGCUCCACCUAUCUUUGAAAAGGAUUACCGUAGGAAAACUUGGUUGGACAAGAUGGAAACUGACAAAUGGGAACAAGUCGCCGCUGAUGAUGAUGAUGAUGAUAAUACUUCCGAAAAGGAUGACAAUGAAUUCUUUGAUGCUCAAGACACAAUUUUAGAUGAUGGUGUGGAUGAUAGUGAAGAAAGCGAAGAUAUCAGCAAUUUUACAAAUGCUAGCGAUGAUUUUAUGUAGAUCAACUUUGUUUAUUCAUAUUGUAUAGUAUAAUGUAGUGUAGUCAAUAUAUUUAUUUAGAUAUUUCUAAUUUAGUCCC
Messenger RNA from Halteromyces radiatus, 5063 nucleotides. RefSeq lists its product as uncharacterized. Gene Ontology annotation, biological process: replication fork reversal; interstrand cross-link repair; double-strand break repair via synthesis-dependent strand annealing. The transcript has 4 exons. NCBI's taxonomy places the organism in Eukaryota, Fungi, Mucoromycota, Mucoromycetes, Mucorales, Cunninghamellaceae. Bases 29 to 4984 code for a protein of 1651 amino acids. The record is from RefSeq and is a predicted model, not a curated record. Gene Ontology annotation, molecular function: four-way junction DNA binding; four-way junction helicase activity; 3'-5' DNA helicase activity.